This is a messenger RNA of Engraulis encrasicolus (European anchovy), 1740 nucleotides long. It is a transcript of the gene ifi35, whose product is annotated as interferon-induced protein 35. Gene Ontology annotation, cellular component: nucleus. The record is from RefSeq and is a predicted model, not a curated record. The transcript has 10 exons. Lineage: Eukaryota; Metazoa; Chordata; Actinopteri; Clupeiformes; Engraulidae. Bases 461 to 1576 code for a protein of 371 amino acids.
CUGAGAUGGCUCCAUUUCAAAAUGGGCAUUACGCAUGCAGUCACCAGAGGCAAUGGGCAUACAAUACAGAUAAGUUUAUCAAAAGGCACACCAUAUAGGUCUAAAAAACAGAUCUACGUGAAAUAGGAAUUAUGAACACCCCAUGCACCACAUAUUAUAGGCUAUUCAUACUCGAUAUUAGGAUUUCCACAAUGCGCAAAAUGGGGAGGUUUGUCACCAAACGCAACAGUUGGGUAAUGGUUGGCACCAAUAAUGGUUGGCACCACCAAUGGUUGGCAAUGGUUGGCAGAACCAGAACUUAUUUCAAGUCCUAAACGCAUUUCUUACAGGCUGGUCUUGAACCGCUGGGUCAUUCCUAACAAGCCCCAUAUUCCUCCAAAACGAAACUAACUGAAACGAAACCAACUUAGCGUCUUUGGAGCCGCGCUCUCACUGCCAAGCUUCUAAAAGUCGACACUUGAUGAUGUCAUCAGACGAGGAUUUCUCCCUGGUCACACCUGAGUCCGAAUUGCAGAAAAUACGCAAUGAAAUCAGCAAGUGCCAAAGAACCUAUGAUACCAUUCUUAGUGAUCAGAAAAUGCUUGCAGACGGCCGUGACAACAACCUUCACUUUGCAAAAGAGUUUGACCAGCGCUGCACUAACAUGAAGGCAGCCCUGAAGGCCGAGCAACAGAAACAGGAGCAGAUCCUGGAAAUGGAGCAACGGAAAGUCGCUGCCCUUCUGGAUGACCAGCAGUCUCUUCGGACUCAGAUCCAGAGAGCGCAGGAGGACAUCCAGCAACUGGAGGAGACAAACCAGCGCCUCAGACAGCAAUCAGAUGUGUCCACCGCAGUGCCUGAGAGAAAAGUGAUUUUCAAGGGAGACACAUCUGACGCGGGUGAUACCUCGGGCUGCUUUGACAUAAACCCCAAAGUCGUGUAUCCCAUGGAGGGAGGAACAGCUCUGAUCACAUUUGAGGAAGAGGCCGUGGCACAGAACAUCCUCAAGCAUAAGGACCAUGACGUUGUCCUGGAGGGCGGAGUCACUCUCAGCGUGCAGGCCUUGCCUGUACACCUCAUGAUGCCCAGCUAUGUAGAGCUGGACACUCAGGUUUGUCCUCAUCGUAUUCUGGUGUCCAACCUCCCUAAAAUGGAUUCUGAGGAGAGGCUACUGGACAAGCUGGAGCUCCACUUCUCCAAGAAGAAGAAUGGUGGCGGAGAGGUGGAGGAAACCGAUAUGCUUUCCGACUCUGGCAAUGUGGUCAUCACUUUCGUAGACAACAAUAUUGCCAAGGGCCUGACAGACAAGCAAGACCACGAGGUGGAGGCAGAGAGGGGGAAACGGCACAAGGUGAAAGUCACACCAUUCCUCAACGGGAAAAUCGCUGACCUUCAGACCCGUGAGACAGUGUGCCGGCGCAGCGUGCUGCUGACAGGCAUCCCCUCCAUCAUGGACCAGGAGAGCCUUCAGGAUCAGCUUGAGAUCCAUUUCCAGAAGACCUGCAACGGGGGCGGAGAGGUGGACGACAUCAUCUACAACCCCCUGGGCCAGACGACCGUGGCCGAGUUCGACGGGGACUCUGGAGCUACUGAAUGAGGCUGAGGGCAAAUGAGAUGGUCAAUUAUAGAUCAAUCUCUAAUAUGCCUGGUGGGUAUUCUGAUAACCUGGCUCAGUAGUAAACCAGGUUAAGUUAACCUUUAGGUAGUCGUGGUAAAUCAUCUAAUAGAAGAGCCUUGGGUCCUCAUUUUCUUAGCCAAGGA